Cuscuta campestris is the source of this 1355-nucleotide messenger RNA. The record is from the annotation of a GenBank genome assembly. Lineage: Eukaryota; Viridiplantae; Streptophyta; Magnoliopsida; Solanales; Convolvulaceae.
CAAGAACCAACCAGAGUCAACCAUUGGUAAUAUGGUUGAGUGGUGGGCCGGGAUGCAGUAGUGCAUUGGCUUUGUUUUACGAGAAUGGGCCUUUUCAAAUUGCUAAAAACAUGUCACGUAUGGAAUUAUUAUGGUUGGGACAAGGUUUCCAACAUUAUCUACAUUGAUCAACCAACGGGAACUGGAUUCAGCUAUAGUUCUAGCCCAGAGGACAUUCGACACGAUGAAAAUGGCAUUAGCAAAGACCUCUAUGCAUUUUUACAGGAGUUUUUGAAGGCUCACCCUGAGUUUGCGAAGAACGAGUUCUACAUAACGGGCGAAUCCUACGCGGGGCAUUACAUCCCCGCACUGGCCUCCCGAAUUCAUCAAGCAAACAAGAUGAAACAAGGCAUUCGCAUAAACCUCAAGGGAAUGGCCAUAGGCAAUGGAAUGACCAACCCUGAAUUGCAGUAUGCAGCCUACCCUGACUUUGCCCUUACCCAAAAACUCAUCACAGAGUCUCUCUAUCAUAACCUAACCCUUUUGGUUCCCGGCUGCCAAGAAGUUGUAAGACAGUGUAACAAGAAUAUGGAUGGCGGAAAAUCUUGCCUUUCGGCCUAUAAAUGCAAAGAUAUCUACUAUCUCAUCAAGAAAAAUAUGGGAAAUAAAAAUCGUUACGAUAUCAGGAAGACUUGUGAAGGAGGGUUUUCGUCGCUCUGUUACGACUUUUCAGGCGUAGAGACUCUCCUCAACGACACGAGUGUAAAAAGGGCUCUUGGAGUUAAUGAGCACAUCGAUUUUGUUUCGUGUAGUGAGACCGUGUUUGAUGCAAUGGCUUCGGACUGGUUUAAAGAUCAAUCACACCGCAUCCCACUUCUCCUUGAAGACGGCAUCAAACUGCUGGUUUAUGCUGGAGAAUAUGACUUUAUUUGCAACUGGCUGGGAAACUCGAGAUGGGUAGAAGCUUUGGAGUGGUCGGGGAAGAGGGGGUUUGCGGGAGCCCCGAACACGAGCUUUGUUGUGGAUGGAGAGGAGAAGGGGACGAUGAAGAGCUAUGGAGCAUUGGCUUUUCUUAAGGUUCAUGAUGCAGGCCACCUGGUUCCAAUGGACCAGCCUAAGGCAUCCCUGGAAAUGCUUCAGAGGUGGAUGCAAUCCCAGCUUUAAUAUAAUUUCUUGAAAACCACUCUACAAAAGAGUUGGCCUCUGGGGUGUUUUUAUGGUUGAAAAAACUUUAUCUUUGACGAGUUUAUUAUAUUACCACAUAUGUGUGUUUGUAACACAGAGCUAUAUCAGCUAUCUAUAUUGUGUGCCAGUUCAGAACCAGUUCCGAAUAAUUUUUUUAUAUAAUAUUUGGUAAAGAAAUUAGAGUACUAUAU